This is a messenger RNA of Botrytis deweyae, 291 nucleotides long. RefSeq lists its product as uncharacterized. Bases 1 to 291 code for a protein of 96 amino acids. Gene Ontology annotation, biological process: protein sumoylation. Gene Ontology annotation, cellular component: nucleus; septin ring. The record is from RefSeq and is a predicted model, not a curated record. Lineage: Eukaryota; Fungi; Ascomycota; Leotiomycetes; Helotiales; Sclerotiniaceae. The transcript has 2 exons. Gene Ontology annotation, molecular function: protein tag activity; ubiquitin-like protein ligase binding.
AUGUCCGACAAUGAAGGAUCCCCAGCUGGCGAGAGACCCGAAGCCCCUGUUUCCGAGCACUUGAACAUCAAGGUUACCGAUAACAAUAAUGAAGUCUUCUUCAAGAUCAAGCGUUCCACUCAGUUGAAGAAGUUGAUGGAUGCUUUCUGCGAAAGACAAGGCAAAGCACCAAACUCCGUUCGCUUCCUCUUCGAUGGCAGCCGUGUUCAAGCUACAGACAGCCCAGAUAAGUUGGAUAUGCAAGAUGGUGACACUCUUGAAGUCCAUCAAGAGCAAAUUGGUGGCCAAUAA